Molecule: messenger RNA, 579 nt
Organism: Ostreococcus tauri
Lineage: Eukaryota; Viridiplantae; Chlorophyta; Mamiellophyceae; Mamiellales; Bathycoccaceae
Product: Ribosomal protein L6, alpha-beta domain
Exons: 1
Coding region: 1-579 (192 amino acids)
Biological process (GO): cytoplasmic translation
Cellular component (GO): cytosolic large ribosomal subunit; ribosome
Molecular function (GO): structural constituent of ribosome; rRNA binding
Source: RefSeq, a predicted model, not a curated record
AUGCGUCUCAUUCAGCGCGAGAUCAAGCUCGCGAUCCCGGAAGGCGUCAAGGUGACGGAGUGCAAGGCGCGCAAGAUCACUGUCGUCGGCCCGCGCGGCACGCUCAAGCGUGACUUCCACCACGUCCCGAAGCUCGACCUCGUCCUCUCGGAGGAUGGCUCCGAAAUCAUCGCGACGAUGUGGCUCGCUUCCAACAAGCGCUCGUCUGCCUUGCGCACGACGAUUAGCCACAUCUCCAACUGCUUCGACGGCGUCACGAAGGGCUUCCGCUACAAAAUGCGCGCAGUGUACGCGCACUUCCCGGUGAACAUCGCCAUCGAGGAUAACGGCACGCGAGUUGAAAUCCGCAACUUCCUUGGCGAGAAGCGCACUCGCGUGUGCCAGAUGCUCGAGGGUGUCAAGGCGUACCGCGACGAGUCGGUGAAGGACUGCAUCGUCAUGGAAGGCAACGACAUUGACAACGUGUCUCAGUCGGCGGCCCUCAUCCACAUGUCGUGCUUGGUGAAGAACAAGGAUAUCAGAAAGUUCCUUGAUGGCAUCUACGUUAGCGAGAAGGGCACCAUCGAAACCGACGCGUAA